Messenger RNA from Plasmodium inui San Antonio 1, 867 nucleotides. RefSeq lists its product as hypothetical. Lineage: Eukaryota; Apicomplexa; Aconoidasida; Haemosporida; Plasmodiidae. The transcript is spliced from 2 exons. Bases 1 to 867 code for a protein of 288 amino acids. The record is from RefSeq and is a predicted model, not a curated record.
AUGGAAAAGUCUCUGAAGAACCCAAGGGGACCCCCAAAGAAGGAGAGGAUGCGCCCCGACUUAUCCAACAGAAACACGAAAAGAUACUCGAAUAGAAUUGACCCUCACCAAGCAAGACGGAGGAGGUUCAUUUCUCUGACGCAUCGACAACCAAACACGCCAGAACACCAACCAAGGAAAGGAUCUAGACCCAAAGAACAAUUGACAAUUCGAACGGCGGAGAAAGAGGAAAACUCCAGGGAAUACCCGCAAGACUCGCCAAAGAGGCAAGCACCGAGGAGGCCAAGCAAGAAAAAGGCCCCCAAGGACAGAGGAAACCGCAGAAAGGCAGCUCCGCAGGUAAAGAACCAGGAAGAGAAAAGGAACCCAGAUAGCCAAGGAUCAACUAAAAGACGAAAGGGGAACCAUAGGGGAGGCAGCGAAACAAGAAGGGAGUCCGCCGACAUAAUAGCUCUCAUUCCGAACAGGCGACCACCGAGAAGAGAAAUUAGCAUCGUCAGGGGGAACGGAGCAGAAAUUAAAGAACCAGCCCGGCUGUCCUGCUACGAUAAGAACUACCAGGACUGCGUAACAGACAACCAAGUGACCUCGGCGGGGUUAGUGACAAACAAUCAGGCAACAGAGGAGACGUAUGCAGGGACAGAAACCAAUAAAGAACAAGGAGGGGAUCUUCGAACUCGAAGAGGGAAGCAGGAACUCGCAGGCGGCAAGACAGAAACAGAAGGAGUGGGCGGGGAAAAGGUAACAAGGCAGGGGAAGGACAGGAAGAAGGAACAAGCAGGCAAUCCCAGGGUUGAGGGAGGUACAGAAGGAAGAAAAGACAAACACCAGACUGAACGGAUACAGAUCUUGUCAGAAGUGACCUAA